AUGGCUUCCACCCACGACGACAACCCGGACCUGUCUCUUACCUCUCUAGGGGAAGAAUCGGACGCCAUUUUGUCACCUCAGCAAGAGGUUGAGCCAAUACCAGGGCUAAAUGGGGUUCCGGUUAGAUGGUACGAUGCGGACCGAACCGAGUCCUACACGCGAAUAACGCCCUUCCAGGAAAAACACGACACAAGUGUAGAGUUCUUCUAUAAUCCGUUAACUCUCUCCUCCCUUGCCUGUGGGCUCUUAAUUCUUGCAUAUGUCGCGACAACCCAAGACGUUUUGGAGGAGGGUCAGGACAAAAGACGCGUGGGGGUCUACGCAGCAAUAGCUGCUUUCCUGACGUUUUCCAUGAUACAGUUCCGUGACGGACCUUUUAUUCGGCCCCAUCCUGCGUUCUGGCGAAUAGUAUUAGGAAUCAAUCUUUUGUAUGAGUUGGCGCUCGUGUUCCUCCUCUUCCAAGAUCUUGGCACUGCACGCACAAUGAUGACAUAUAUCGAUUCGAAUCUGGGGGUCCCGCUCCCUGAAAAAAGCUACGCGGAGGAUUGUGCACUGACCGCCAAAAAUCUAUGGAACGCAAUUGACAUCUUCUGUCUCGCUCAUGCCCUGGGCUGGUUUGGAAAGGCUAUGAUAUUGCGGGACUACUGGUUUUGUUGGAUCCUCAGUAUUGCUUUCGAGCUUGCAGAAUACAGCUUGCAGCAUCAAUUACCGAAUUUUGCGGAGUGCUGGUGGGAUCAUUGGAUUCUUGACGUGCUUGUUUGCAACUGGCUAGGAACUUAUUUAGGUAUGUAUAAUCGACCUCAACAGAUCAAUUCUGAACGACGAGACGUCAUAGGGAUGAAAGUGUGCCAAUAUUUCGAAGUCAAGCCUUACGAAUGGCGAGGUUUUCGUCAAACGCGUGGAAUCAAGUCCAAAGCCAAACGCGUCCUCAGUCAAUUCUCCCCUCAUGACUUUACUGCGUUCAAGUGGGGAACAGCUACGGAUUUUUUGCACUACUCGACAGUUAUUAUGCUGUUGGCUAUGUUCCUUGCCGCAGAACUCACUCCUUUUUACUUCAAGAGCCUAUUAUGGAUGGAACCUGACCAUCCCAUCGUUAUCAUGCGCCUUGCGGGGGUUUUUCUGUGUGCCUUGCCUGCCGUCCGAGAGCUUUUCCAGUACAUUAAUGACCCGAGGCGCGCCGUGAGAAUGGGCCAACAUGUCUGGCUCCUCCUCGCGACAGUUAUAACUGAACUCCUGGUUAUUACGAAAUGGAGCCAAGGCCAAUUCACUGAACCUUUGCCGACCAAAGUGAGAUGGGGUUGGGCUAUCGGUGUGACUCUCUUGGUCCUUUAUCCCGUUGUCCAGUUUGGAAUUCCAAGCAUCAGAAGGUAUAUCAGGAAACAGAAAAAAGGGAGGUACAAGGCAACCUGA
Molecule: messenger RNA, 1410 nt
Organism: Laccaria bicolor S238N-H82
Lineage: Eukaryota; Fungi; Basidiomycota; Agaricomycetes; Agaricales; Hydnangiaceae
Exons: 13
Coding region: 1-1410 (469 amino acids)
Biological process (GO): phosphatidylserine biosynthetic process
Molecular function (GO): L-serine-phosphatidylethanolamine phosphatidyltransferase activity
Source: RefSeq, a predicted model, not a curated record